Messenger RNA from Ictidomys tridecemlineatus (thirteen-lined ground squirrel), 1781 nucleotides. NCBI's taxonomy places the organism in Eukaryota, Metazoa, Chordata, Mammalia, Rodentia, Sciuridae. The record is from RefSeq and is a predicted model, not a curated record.
UUGCUGGCUCGGGAGCGCUUCCGGUUUCCCAGCUAUACGAGCGGGGUCUGACUUCCGGCCUUGGAGAGGCAGGCGCGGACCGCUCUUUUCACGCUUUCCGGUGGUGUUGGCGAGCGCCGCAGUCAUGUCUUACCCGGCUGAUGACUACGAGUCUGAGGCUGCUUAUGAUCCCUAUGCUUACCCCGGAGACUAUGAUAUGCACACAGGGGAUCCAAAGCAGGACCUUGCUUAUGAACGUCAGUAUGAACAGCAGACCUAUCAAGUGAUCCCUGAAGUGAUCAAAAAUUUCAUCCAGUAUUUCCACAAAACUGUCUCGGAUUUGAUUGAUCAGAAGGUGUACGAGCUUCAGGCCAGUCGUGUUUCCAGCGAUGUCAUUGACCAGAAGGUGUAUGAGAUCCAGGACAUCUAUGAGAACAGCUGGACCAAGCUGACUGAAAGAUUCUUCAAGAAUACACCUUGGCCUGAGGCUGAAGCUAUUGCUCCACAGGUUGGCAACGAUGCUGUUUUCCUGAUUUUGUACAAAGAAUUAUACUACAGGCAUAUAUAUGCCAAAGUCAGUGUGAGUAUUUUUUUGAGGUGUUACUACACUGCAUUCAGGUUUGUGGCACUUCUGGUGGCCAAGUCAGCUGAUUUUUACUCAGUGACAUUCCAACGCAGCCUUGCCUUCCCUUACUUGCCCCUGCUGAAGCAUUCACAGUCUCUGUUCCUCUCAGGUGACCCCGAGAGUGUGGCUGGGGAGUAUGGACGGCACUCCCUCUACAAGAUGCUGGGCUACUUCAGCCUGGUGGGGCUCCUGCGUCUGCACUCCCUGUUGGGGGAUUACUACCAGGCCAUCAAGGUGCUCGAGAAUAUUGAACUCAACAAAAAGGUACAUGCUGUGGCCUCCAGCUAUCUUCCCAGAGCUGGAACAUCUGUUUUGAGAGGGCCUCCUCCAGUGAGGAGUCCAGGAGACAGGGAGGAGGGCUUGGCCCAGGAGAGUGAGGGGAGGUUUGGACGCGGCUGGGGAGGUUCUGACUGCUGUGUGCAAGGGGACGGGAGAAGUGAAAGCUUUGUGCAGAGGGCAGCUGAGAGGGUGGGCAGUGGGUUUGGGGGACCCAAAAGUCCCUCUCAUUUGACCCUGCGCUCAUGUCCUCUCCACCCCCAGAUUAACAAACAGAACGAGCAGAUGCACGCGCUGCUGGCCAUCGCGCUCACCAUGUACCCCAUGCGGAUUGACGAGAGCAUCCACCUCCAGCUGCGGGAGAAGUACGGGGACAAGAUGCUGCGCAUGCAGAAAGGUGACCCGCAGGUCUAUGAGGAACUUUUCAGCUAUUCCUGCCCCAAGUUCCUGUCGCCUGUGGUGCCCAACUAUGACAACGUGCACCCCAAUUAUCACAAAGAGCCCUUCCUGCAGCAGCUGAAGGUGUUUUCUGACGAAGUGCAGCAGCAGGCCCAGCUCUCCACCAUCCGCAGCUUCCUCAAGCUCUACACCACCAUGCCCGUGGCCAAGCUGGCCGGCUUCCUGGACCUCACCGAGCAGGAGUUCCGUAUCCAGUUGCUUGUCUUCAAACACAAGAUGAAGAACCUGGUGUGGACCAGUGGCAUCUCCGCCCUAGAUGGCGAGUUCCAGUCGGCCUCCGAGGUUGACUUCUACAUCGAUAAGGACAUGAUCCACAUUGCAGACACCAAGGUCGCCAGGCGCUAUGGGGAUUUCUUCAUUCGUCAGAUACACAAAUUUGAAGAGCUUAAUCGAACCCUGAAGAAGAUGGGACAGAGACCCUGAGGACACUCAAGCUGGGGUC